Didymosphaeria variabile is the source of this 684-nucleotide messenger RNA. RefSeq lists its product as uncharacterized. The transcript has 2 exons. NCBI's taxonomy places the organism in Eukaryota, Fungi, Ascomycota, Dothideomycetes, Pleosporales, Didymosphaeriaceae. The record is from RefSeq and is a predicted model, not a curated record. The coding region runs from base 1 to 684 and encodes 227 amino acids.
AUGGGUACAAAUCGAUGCAUCUCUAAGAAUGUAGUUAUGAAAUCGCGGGAAGCUUACAAUUAUCUUCACGAAUGGCUGGAUAAACAGCAGCUGGAAGACACGUCUCUGAGUAUUGGGCCGAAGGGCAGCUACUUCGCUCGUUGUGGCUCGACGUGGAUCUCUCAUGGACUUCCGAAAGACCUGAUGACCAAACUGGAGCGCAACAAGGACGAGUUCACGCCAGUUCAUGUUGCCCUCGGGCUGCACGGCUCCUGGGUUGUGCUCUGGUCUGAUGGUGAUUUAUCCUGGAAGCUGAAGAACUCGUAUCCUGGACUUGCCCAGAGCGAUGCACUUACUGGUGGAGUUGGCCAGGUACUUUUUGUAGCACUGAGUCCAUUCGAGGAAGAUGGUUAUUUCAUCGCAGGUGAAAACGGAUGUUCCUUCAACGCGAACUUGUCGUCGAGGAAAGAUUGCGAAAAGCUUCAGACGCUGAUGGAUGAUUACUUGCGGGUGCGAGCAAAGCGCGACAAUGUAACGUUCAACUACCCUACUAAGAUCAACGGGAUGGUGCAAAACGUAAGUGUCACACCGACUACAUACGAGAAACGAGCGGGCGACUCGAUUUUGGAAAUCUGGAGACAGAGGCGACAUAUGCUUUUAAGGAAGGAGAAUGUGCCCCUAAUUGGGGCUGGAGCUGUAUUAUAG